UUUACACAGCGCUUCCUGUUUCAAGCACAUAUUUUCAACUUGGCCCGACCCUCUGAACUGUUCAACCCACCCAUCCUUUCCUCAUCAACACUGUGCUUGUGUUGCUUUUGGUGUCACAGGGGUUUGGAAUAAUUGACCAUGAAUUUGUUCUGCAAAUGGAGGAUGCUACUUAUUAACCUGUUCAUACAGAUAUGCUUCAUGCCUGAAAUACAUUGCAACGCUGGAACUGUCAGUCAUCUGUCUAAAGAAGAAAUGUUGGUCUUCAAGGAUGAGGAAAAUCCAAAGUGCUUCACUCGCACAGAAGAGGAUUUCACCUGCUUCUUUGAGACCACGGAGAACAGAACGCAUGAUUUUUACUAUAAAUAUGAAAACCAGCUUCAAAAGAAGUGUGAAAUGUCUGUACAGAGAACAGAAGAAGGAACUUUCCUGCACAUGUGUUAUUUUCCCAACCAGGAUGUUACACUAUACUCAGAACUAAACGUUACAGUGUUGGAACCUUCCAACAACACCAUGCUCUUCAGCCGGAUUCUCAGUGUGGAGGACCAUAAUCUUUUGGAUCCUCCCUUCAAUGUGUCUUUAAACCCGAAAGACAACGUGGGACUACUGUGGGUUUCCUGGCACACCAAAUCCAUGGAUUACUUUGAAGAAAAACAAUAUAGAAUUCGAUACUCAUCUGGGUCUCUUCACGACAAAAUAGAAAAGACAAAGAAGAAUGGCCAUGAGCUCAUCCUGGCACCGGGCGAAGAGGUUAAAGUCCAGGUUGCUGUCAGAUGUUGCAAUUCAGAAGGAGGGCACUGGAGUGUCUGGUCACAACCUGUCCAAGCUUCUGUUCCCCAAAGCACAGAUGAUAUCUCACUGAUGUGCCACACAUCUGAUCUUUACAAUGUUACCUGCCACUGGAAUGGGCACCAAUAUGGAGCCGAAAAUAAGUUCAAACUUUACUACAAAAUGAGAAAAUCUUUAAAUUGGACUGAAUGGAUCGAGUGUUUGGAUACUGGGAACGCCUCUGACAUGUGCUAUUUUCAUGGUGAUGAGCUCAGAAAAUUCAAGGUCAAGCUCAACAAUACCCGAACUGAAAGAAUCUUCUUUUCCAAAGAGUUAAUGCUCAAAGACUUGAUCAAAACCUUUGCACCAGGUAAUCUGAGAGGAAUGCUGAGGCAAGACAAGCUGUGCUUGGAAUGGGAAUCCCCUCUUCCAUCUCUGUCAACCCAUCUGCAGUAUGAAGUUGGCAUUCAGAUCACAGGAGGUGAACGCUGGAGUAUAAUCAAGGGACCUGAGACUGAUACAUGUAUACAGAUUCCACUGGGUAGCCAGUUCAGCAUUAAAAUCAGAGCUAAACCUACUGGAAACGUUUACUCAGGCAACUGGAGUGACUGGUCAGAUGUGCUCAAGGGUGAGACCCCACCUGACAUAGGCAUGCUGACUACAUGCAGUAUCCUUGUUCCCAUGGUAAUGAUCGUCAUUGUUCUCAUUUACAUCUUUCGCCUUAAACGCAGAAGAAUCAAGCAGUAUUUUUGGCCACCUUUGCCAAACCUUGAAAAAGUUCUACAAGGUUUUCUGACAGACAUCGACAGGCAGAAAUGGGAUCCCCCUUUUACUGCAAAGCAAUGCUUUGAAGAAACCACUUCCUCUGUGUUGGAGAUCAUGUCUGAAAGUGAGGUUCCAGGAUCAGGGAAAACAUCAGAGCAAUCAUUUGAACUCCUGCCAUCUGAUGGAAGUGUCUCCAGUGAAGAGCAUGUGGAUGGAAACUCUGGGACUGAAGUCUUCCCAGAUUAUGUGACUCUGAAUAGAGAAAUUGUCAUGCUUUGUCUUGAAGAAAAUAGUUAUGUGUGCGAGUUGGUAAGAGAGAAAGAUCCUGAGGUACGAGAUGAGCUCCUCCAGACAUGCAACUGUUCCUUCACUGAUGCAGCAUCUUAUGUCAAGCCUUGCUCAGACAACAACUUUACCAACCAUUGCUACUUACUAAUGUCAGAGUCUAAAGACAACUACGAGACUAAUGGGGGACAGAUUGCAGAUAACCUGUAUACCAACCUUCCCCAUAGCUAAAAACACGAUAAAGCCGGCACACGUUAUCUCCACUGGUGCAGCUUCGGUGUGUUUUUGUACUGGCCAAAGAACUUACUGCAGAACAGUUGCAGCAACAUAAACUCUAAUAAAGAGGAAAAGGUCAAUGUGGAGCAGCACAAACAUCUUUGCAUUAACGUUGGGUUUCAGCAAAGAAGGUUGGGACUGAUUUGCUGUGUGACAGAUGUCGCUUCCAACAGCAUGUUUUUAUUUUCAUAUUAUAUAUGUAUUACUGUUGUUUUUUUCAUUGUACUGUAUAAAGGACUUCCAUUAUAACAGCUCACAAUUUAUCCAUAGUGCUUCACAAUUUGUAUCUGCCUGGUGCAACAGCAGCUCAUGUGAUCUUUGUAAGACUGCAAAUCUGAUAAAGUGAAGUUGUGUUAAUCCACAGAGACGUUUCUGUGUACUUUUCACUUAUCUAUUUGUUUUUUGCGGUAGUGCUUGUUUUUCAGCAGUUAUUGUGAACACAGUACAUGAAUUGAGGUGAACCAGAACACAACUUGCAUGCUUGUUGUGUGAUUCAUUGAUUAAAACACCAACUCU
Molecule: messenger RNA, 2607 nt
Organism: Menidia menidia (Atlantic silverside)
Lineage: Eukaryota; Metazoa; Chordata; Actinopteri; Atheriniformes; Atherinopsidae
Source: the annotation of a GenBank genome assembly